AUGGAAAUAAGGUUAAAUCCAAAGUCAGCUAAUUUUUUUUUGCUUCUUAUCAUUGGGAUACCUGCAAAUCUCACCAUACUGAUGUUGUUCAUCGUCUCUGCAAUUUCUGAUAAGAAGCUCAUGCCAACAGACUUAAUUCUUACAAAACUGUCCUUUGUAAAUAUUAUAGUUGUCCUUGUGAGAGGAAUUCCACAGGCUCUCACAGACAUAGGCAUCCAGAAGUUAUUCAACAACUAUGGGUGUAAAGUUGUUAUAUUUACCUACCGUGUUUGCCGAGCAAUGUCUGUGUGUAUAACAGCCGUGCUAAGCAUCUAUCAGUGUAGUGUCCUCUUACCCCCUUCAUCAAAAUAUACAACACUGAAGCAGAAGGUGGCUCAAAAUAUUGUUGUUAUCUUCCUUUUCAUAUGGUGUAUCAACGGCAUCAUUUACAUUCCUCUUGGUUUCGUGUAUACUCAGUCUGAAGUUAAUUCAACUAUUCCCAAAUAUGCAAUCAACUUAGAGUUUUGUUUUGUUUUAUUUCCAAAUGAAGUAGCAUACAGAGUGAAUGGAAUAGUUUAUUCCUUUCGAGACUUUAUAUUUAUUGGCCUUAUGGUACUAUCUAGCAGCUACAUUGUUGCAAUUCUAUACAAACAUAAUAAAAAACUCCAGAACAUCAGAAGUCCUGACCAAAAGCAAAGAAAUGCCACAGAGUUAAAAGCAGCUAAAGCUGUAGUUAUGUUGGUAACACUGUACGUUUUCUUGUUUGGACUUGAUAAUGCCAUCUGGAUGUAUACCCUCACUGUUUCUAAUGUCGCACCUGUAAUUUCAUCAUCUCGUGUCUUCUUUGCUUUGUUGUAUACUGCAGUUAGCCCUUUGGUAAUAAUGGGAACAAAUAAAAAAAUUCAGCAAAAACUGAAAUGCUUUUCUUAUAAUACGGACAAAAAAGUUAAACAGAGCACUGUUGCACAUAUAGAAAUAAAGACAGAAGAAAUGAACUCUUAA
Protopterus annectens (West African lungfish) is the source of this 981-nucleotide messenger RNA. RefSeq names its product olfactory receptor class A-like protein 1. Bases 1 to 981 code for a protein of 326 amino acids. Gene Ontology annotation, cellular component: membrane. Gene Ontology annotation, molecular function: pheromone receptor activity. The transcript has a single exon. Gene Ontology annotation, biological process: G protein-coupled receptor signaling pathway. The record is from RefSeq and is a predicted model, not a curated record. NCBI's taxonomy places the organism in Eukaryota, Metazoa, Chordata, Ceratodontiformes, Protopteridae.